This is a messenger RNA of Colius striatus (speckled mousebird), 4121 nucleotides long. RefSeq names its product membrane bound transcription factor peptidase, site 1 (gene MBTPS1). Gene Ontology annotation, molecular function: serine-type endopeptidase activity. The transcript has 23 exons. The coding region runs from base 367 to 3549 and encodes 1060 amino acids. The record is from RefSeq and is a predicted model, not a curated record. Gene Ontology annotation, biological process: proteolysis. Lineage: Eukaryota; Metazoa; Chordata; Aves; Coliiformes; Coliidae. Gene Ontology annotation, cellular component: Golgi apparatus.
CGCGAGAGCGCCGUGGUAAACACGGCCCAAGAUGGCGGCGGCGGGCCCGGCGGCGGCGCGGUUGGCUCACAGUCAGCUUUGCUAAUUCUUCUAGGGAGUUAACCUUGCCAUCAGCAAUGGAGUACAGGACUCAGCUGCCACAUCCUCAGUGACCGAAUCCUUUCAUACAAAAUGGAGAAGAAGCGUAGAAAGAAAUGAGCCUGUUUAUAAGGCUUUACCUCAAAAGACCAUGAAAUCUCUGCUUGUUCUGGACACAGCUUUAAGAGUACCCAGUUGAUCAGCACAGUGAAAGCAACGUUUACUGAAACAAAAAUUAACUAGUUUCUGAAGAACAAAAUCGUGAUUUGAAUAUAUGGAAUUUUUGGAAUGAAACCAGUUUCUUCUAUGACCAUGAAGUUUGCAAACAUCUGGUUGGUUCUGGUUGUUGUUUUACUCUGUGGCAAAAAACACUUCAGUACCAGACUAGGGAAUUCCUCUCAUGAGGCUCAGAUAUGUCCUGGAUGUUCUCGCCUUACUUUGAAAGUGGAAUUCACUUCGACGGUCGUGGAACAUGAAUAUAUUGUGGCUUUUAACGGAUACUUCACAGCUAAAGCUAGAAGUAAGUUUAUUUCAAGUGCACUAAAAAGCAGUGAUAUUGAGAACUGGAGGAUUGUACCUCGCAACAACCCAGCCAGUGACUAUCCUAGUGAUUUUGAAGUUAUUCAGAUCAAUGAGAAACAGAAGGAUGGAGUACUGACACUGGAGGAUCAUCCCAACAUCAAGCGUGUAACACCACAGCGGAAGGUCUUCCGGUCGCUCAAAUACGCGGAGUCUGAUCCAGUGGUGCACUGCAAUGAGACCAGAUGGACUCAGAAAUGGCAGUCGUCUCGUCCUCUGAGGAGAGCCAGCCUGUCUUUGGGCUCUGGCUUCUGGCACGCCACCGGCCGCCACUCCAGCAGGCGCUUGCUCAGAGCCAUCCCACGCCAGGUCGCCCAGACCUUGCAGGCAGAUGUCCUCUGGCAGAUGGGUUACACAGGUGCUGGUGUAAGAGUAGCAGUGUUUGACACUGGGCUGAGCGAGAAACAUCCACAUUUCAAAAACGUAAAGGAGAGAACAAACUGGACUAAUGAGAGAACCUUGGAUGAUGGUUUAGGCCAUGGGACUUUUGUAGCAGGUGUGAUAGCCAGCAUGAGAGAGUGCCAGGGAUUUGCUCCAAAUGCAGAGCUGCACAUUUUUAGAGUAUUCACCAAUAACCAGGUCUCAUAUACAUCAUGGUUUCUGGAUGCCUUUAAUUAUGCAAUCUUAAAGAAGAUAGAUGUUUUGAAUCUAAGUAUUGGUGGGCCAGACUUCAUGGAUCAUCCAUUUGUUGAUAAGGUGUGGGAACUGACAGCCAACAACGUCAUCAUGGUCUCUGCUAUUGGCAACGAUGGUCCUUUGUAUGGGACUCUCAAUAACCCUGCUGACCAGAUGGAUGUGAUUGGAGUAGGUGGCAUUGACUUUGAAGAUAACAUAGCUCGCUUUUCAUCUAGGGGAAUGACCACUUGGGAGCUGCCUGGAGGCUAUGGUAGAGUGAAGCCUGAUAUUGUUACUUAUGGCUCUGGAGUGAGAGGUUCUGGUAUGAAAGGGGGAUGCCGCUCACUCUCUGGGACAAGUGUUGCCUCUCCUGUGGUGGCAGGUGCUGUUACUUUGUUAGUGAGCACAGUUCAGAAGCGCGAGAUGGUGAAUCCAGCAAGUAUGAAGCAGGCUCUGAUUGCGUCAGCACGGAGGCUUCCUGGUGUCAACAUGUUUGAACAAGGACAUGGCAAGUUGGAUCUUCUGAGAGCUUAUCAGAUCCUCAACAGCUAUAAACCACAGGCCAGUUUGAGUCCAAGCUACAUUGACUUGACAGAAUGUCCCUACAUGUGGCCCUAUUGUUCUCAGCCCAUAUAUUACGGAGGGAUGCCAACCAUUGUUAAUGUCACCAUCCUGAAUGGUAUGGGAGUCACAGGGAGGAUUGUAGACAAGCCAGACUGGCAACCCUAUCUCCCCCAAAAUGGGGAUAAUAUCGAAGUGGCUUUCUCUUAUUCCCCUGUGUUGUGGCCUUGGUCUGGAUACUUGGCAAUUUCCAUCUCGGUGGCAAAGAAAGCAGCAUCUUGGGAAGGCAUUGCUCAAGGUCAUGUUAUGAUCACAAUAUCGUCCCCUGCAGAAAAUGAAUCCAAGAAUGGUGCAGAGCAGACUUCAACAGUGAAGCUUCCAAUAAAAGUGAAGAUUAUUCCUACUCCACCUCGUAGCAAGCGAGUCCUUUGGGAUCAGUAUCACAAUCUGCGUUACCCACCAGGAUACUUCCCCAGGGAUAACUUGAGGAUGAAGAAUGAUCCAUUAGAUUGGAAUGGUGACCAUAUCCACACAAACUUCAGGGACAUGUACCAGCACCUAAGGAGCAUGGGGUACUUUGUUGAGGUUCUUGGUUCCCCAUUUACAUGUUUUGAUGCAAGUCAGUAUGGGACCUUACUGAUGGUGGACAGUGAGGAAGAGUAUUUUCCUGAAGAGAUCACCAAGCUGAGAAGGGAUGUUGAUAAUGGACUUUCACUUGUAGUCUUUAGUGACUGGUACAACACAUCUGUGAUGAGAAAAGUCAAGUUUUAUGACGAAAACACAAGACAGUGGUGGAUGCCUGAUACUGGAGGUGCCAAUAUACCAGCUCUCAACGAUCUGCUUUCUGUCUGGAAUAUGGCUUUUAGUGACGGGCUGUAUGAAGGAGAUUUUACCAUGGCAAAUCAUGAAAUGAAUUAUGCAUCAGGAUGCAGUAUUGCCAAGUUUCCAGAAGAUGGCAUUGUCAUUGCACAGACUUUUAAGGAUCAAGGUCUUGAAGUUUUAAAGCAAGAAACUGCUGUCAUUGAAAAUGUCCCUAUUUUGGGGCUUUACCAAGUUCCUUCGGAAGGCGGCGGCAGAAUUGUUUUGUACGGCGACUCCAAUUGCUUGGACGACAGCCAUCGACAGAAAGAUUGCUUUUGGCUCCUGGAUUCCCUCCUGCAGUACACGUCGUACGGGGUGACGCCGCCGAGCCUCAGCCACUCGGAGCACAGGCAGCGCCCGCCGUCGGGAGCGGGACACGCUCUCCCCGAGAGGAUGGAAGGUAACCAUUUGCAUCGAUACUCAAAGGUGCUCGAGGCUCACUUGGGAGACCCUAAACCCAGGUCCCUUCCUGCCUGUCCUCACCUGUCCUGGGCCAAACCACAGCCUUUGAAUGAAACUGCCCCCAGCAACCUUUGGAAACAUCAAAAGCUACUGUCCAUUGACCUUGAUAAAGUGGCUCUGCCCAGUUUUCGACAGAACCGACCCCAAGUGAGACCCCUGUCCCCUGGAGAAAGUGGAGCGUGGGACAUUCCUGGAGGUAUAAUGCCUGGGCGCUACAACCAGGACGUAGGACAGACCAUCCCAGUCUUUGCUUUCCUUGGUGCCAUGGUGGUUCUGGCCUUCUUUGUGGUACAGAUCAACAAAGCCAAGAGCAGGCCAAAGAGACGGAAACCGCGUGUGAAGCGGCCGCAGCUCAUGCAGCAGGUUCACCCCCCGAAGACUCCUUCUGUGUGAGAGCUCUGGCUGCCCAAAGAGCACCUCCCUGCCUCUCCCAGCCAGUGCAGCACGAGGGAUUCACACCUCACAUCAUCUCAUAGUCUUUGGUUUCUGGAGAGAAGGGCCUCAGUGGAUCAUCCCUGCAGAAAACUGCAGCUUGAAGCAGCCGAAGCCACCAAAGACUUGAACGCUGUCGAAGCGGCUGCUCAGUCACUACAUAUCCCAGGAGGGGAGGAAAAGGACCUUUCGGGUUUUUUAAGCUGACCAAACUAAAAUUUAUUUGUUUAGAGGCUAUUUUCUAUAUUUAUUGUGGGGGAGGGCGGGGGGAAAAGUCACUUUAAGGACCUCUGCUAAGGAAAAACAGGCGCAUUUGUGUGGAGGGAGCGCGGUUUUCUAGAAGGGCGUCAGCGGUCACGGAGGGAGGGAGGGAGGGAAGGGGGCUGAGAGAGGCCAGGGCAGAUCAGUGAGACAUACCCCUGCAGUUUAUUUUUAUAAAGCCAACUACCAUGAUGUUUUGUAAUUCUUGGCCAUGAUUUCACCGUUGUUGGUGAAGCAGAUUUUCAAUAAAUAUGUUAUCUGUAUGAAGCAGU